This is a messenger RNA of Nakaseomyces glabratus, 1860 nucleotides long. RefSeq names its product Bzz1p (gene BZZ1). The record is from RefSeq and is a predicted model, not a curated record. Lineage: Eukaryota; Fungi; Ascomycota; Saccharomycetes; Saccharomycetales; Saccharomycetaceae. Gene Ontology annotation, molecular function: protein binding.
AUGAGUCUGUCGAUUGGUAACGAGAUCAAAGAUGGGUUCAAAGAGACCUAUGAUUGGGUGCAUCAGAAUAUCAAGUGGUUGAAGGACACCGAGCAGUUCUAUCGUGAGAGAGCAAAGCUGGAGAGGGAGUACAGUGAGAAGCUAUCAAAGCUUUGUGGGGAAUUUUUGAACCGCAAGAGUAACAUCAGUGUUACCUUAUCUGUUGGUGAGAAGCCAGCGACGACACCAGGGUCCCUGGAGGCUGCAAGUGUAGUGGCAUGGAAUGAGAUUCUAUCGCAGACAGAAAAUAUCGCCAAGGAUCAUAUGCAACUGGCCCACGAGUUGGACGGUGAAAUUGGUGGUCAAUUGUCUGGUUUAAACUCCAAACUGGACAUUACAUUGAAUAAGAUUCAAGGGUUCAACACUGAAAUGGUAGAAAAGAAGGACGGUAUCUUUAACGAGAUGGAGAAAGCUAAGAAGAACUAUGAUGAUGCAUGUAGUAGCAUGGAGGCCACAAGGAACAAGCAUACCAAAAACCCAAGUGAGAAAAAUAAGAGAAAAGUACAAGAGAAGGAGACAGCAAUGAAUAAUGCCAAGAAUGAGUACUUGAUAAAAGUUAAUCAGGCGAAUAGAACUAAGGAUAAAUAUUAUUUCCAAGAUGUUCCUGAAUGUCUUGAUCUGCUGCAAGGUUUAAACGAGUCUAAGGUAUUAUUUUUGAAUGAUAUUUGGAAGAGGGCUAGUUCUUUGGAGAAAUCAUUUACUGAAAGAGUUAACAAAAGAUUGGAUGCAUCAGAUAGUGUGGUAGUUCAAAAUAAACCUUCCUUGAAUACAGCAAUGUUUAUAAAGCAUAAUGUUAAGCAAUGGCGCGAACCUCCUGAUUUCCAAUUUAAACCCUCCCCAGUGUGGCAUGAUGACGAGAAAUUCUGUGUACCAUCACAAUUAGAGGCGAAUGCUUUGGUAGUUAAACUAGCACAGUCCGAAAGUGAAUAUCUAAAAUACAAUGAUCUGGCACAAGGAGAGCUAUCGCAAUUAUCAGCAUUGAAUAAGAAAAAACAAGAAAUGGCUUCCAAUGAAGAUAAUAUAAAAGGGAACGAGUUCUUUGAAAUUCUAAAAAGCUACUUAGCUCUAAUUUCACCAUUCACUUCACAUGAAACAUUGAAAUUACAAGCAGAAGUCCAGAUCGAAAGUAUACAAAAUAAUGUUCCUGAAGAGUACGAUCUAACUACUACACAUAUCGAUACAUCCAAGAAAAAGAAAGGUAUAUUCAGUAAACUGAAAGAAAACUUACUAAACCCUGAAGCAAGGCCAUCUUCUCAUGGCCAAAGUUCUACUGUAAGCUCACAUUCUCCCAGAAUUAACAUUCUUGGGAACAAUAGAAACCGUAGUGGGACUACCGCUUCGACAAUGUCUGCAACGUCAUCUCGGACUGAUGGUAUGCAGAGCGUAGCAUCGCCUACAAGAGAGCAAUCUAAUAAAAACAGAGUCUUAUAUGCGUAUGCCGAACAGGACACAGAUGAAGUGUCCGUCAGUGUUGGUGAUUCCUUUACUGUUAUCACAGCAGAUGAUGGAUCUGGGUGGACUAAAAUUACCAACACUACUACUGGUAAAUCUGGUUUAGUACCAUCUAGCUAUAUCGAAAUACGUGAGGAAGCUUCUCACUCCUCGAGAGGCCCUCCACCAGCGGCUCCUCCUUCAAGAAGAACCACUCUUCCUGUAAGAACAAUAACUGCACAAUACGAAUACACUUCACAAGGAGAUGAUGAACUAAGUUUGGCAGUUGGGGAUGUUGUAACAGUAUUAAAAGGUGACGAUGGAAGUGGUUGGACGUACGGUGAGUUAAAUGGACACAAGGGACUUGUACCGACAAGUUACUGUACUUAA